GCGGGCUUUCGCUUUCGCUUCCCCUUUCCGACACAUCUCCGGGUCCUAGGCGAUCAUGGCGCUCCUGGAGGUGUGCGGAGCCCCCCGAGGGCAGAGGAAGGAUUGCGCUUUCUCCACCCUAGGCAGUCAGCUUCGCUCGGACCCUGGACACUACAGUUUCUCUCUGCGAUCUCCGGAGUUCGCCCUCCCCCGAGGAAUGCAGCCCACUGAAUUCUUCCAGUCCCAUGGUGGGAAUGGAGAAAGGAAUGUUCAGAUCGAGAUGGCCCAUGGCACCACCACGCUGGCUUUCAAGUUCCAGCAUGGAGUGGUUGUGGCGGUGGAUUCUCGUGCUUCUGCUGGGACUUACAUCGCCACCUUAAGGUGUAAUAAGGUGAUUGAGAUUAACCCUUACCUGCUUGGCACCAUGUCUGGCUCUGCUGCGGACUGUCAGUACUGGGAGCGUCUGCUGGCCAAGGAGUGCAGGCUGUACUAUCUGCGGAACGGGGAGCGUAUCUCAGUGUCGGCAGCCUCCAAACUGCUCUCCAACAUGGUGUUCCAGUACCGGGGCAUGGGUCUGUCCAUGGGCAGUAUGAUCUGUGGCUGGGAUAAGAAGGGUCCUGGACUCUACUAUGUGAAUUCAGAUGGGACUCGGCUCUCAGGAAAUAUGUUCUCCACUGGCAGUGGGAACACCUAUGCCUAUGGGGUCAUGGAUAGUGGCUACCGGCCCGAUCUGAGCCCUGAAGAGGCCUAUGAGCUGGGCCGCAGGGCUAUCGUUUACGCCACCCACCGAGACAGCUUUUCUGGAGGUGUUGUCAAUAUGUACCACAUGAAGGAAGACGGUUGGGUGAAAUUGGAAAGUACAGACGUCAGUGACCUGCUGCACCGGUACGGGGAGGCUAGUCAGUAAUGGCGGCGGCCAGACACGCCUUCUCUGGCAAAACGUGGCCGACUCAGGGACCAGGCCAGCUUACACCCCACAGGAAAGAGGGGCCUGACCUGAGCUCUGUGGAAGCGAACCAGCGGCCAGUGGGGGGCAGGGUGGAUUUUACCCUAUUGGGUGUUCUCCGUUUCAAGGAUCAUUCCCCCUCCCCCAGCCUCUGGUUGCCCCACUAAACACAAUAAAGGAAAAUGGUUAUAAG
Lynx canadensis (Canada lynx) is the source of this 1118-nucleotide messenger RNA. It is a transcript of the gene PSMB8, whose product is annotated as proteasome 20S subunit beta 8. Lineage: Eukaryota; Metazoa; Chordata; Mammalia; Carnivora; Felidae. The record is from RefSeq and is a predicted model, not a curated record. Gene Ontology annotation, molecular function: threonine-type endopeptidase activity. Gene Ontology annotation, cellular component: proteasome core complex. The transcript has 6 exons. The coding region runs from base 56 to 886 and encodes 276 amino acids.